Molecule: messenger RNA, 2496 nt
Organism: Corticium candelabrum
Lineage: Eukaryota; Metazoa; Porifera; Homoscleromorpha; Homosclerophorida; Plakinidae
Exons: 12
Coding region: 52-2496 (814 amino acids)
Cellular component (GO): membrane
Molecular function (GO): signaling receptor binding; endopeptidase activity
Source: RefSeq, a predicted model, not a curated record
UUGUGCAGCUGUAAAUUGCUUUUCCAUCCGCAUCAAUACAUCGUGAAUAUCAUGCGAAAUCCUCGUGAAACUCAUCUUAUGGCUUGCAAUCGUUCUGCAGUGAAGAAGAUUGCUCAUGAGAAACGCAUGAUAGGUCAUCAGAUACCAAGCAUGCUGUUGGCAGCAGCGCUUCUUUGUCUGGUCUUUCCCAAUGCUGUCAAAUGUGAUAUUGGUUGGCCAACUCACUACACCAGCGAGUAUCCAACGAAUGCCUGGCAGUCUCCCACAGAGGAUCUUUGCUGGACUCAGUACAUGAACAGCGUGAAUGGCAGUGCUGUGAAUAUGGAACGAGAACAAUUUGAGGCUAUUGCUUUCUUUAAAGCCUUUUGUCGUUAUCCAAGAGCAAGUGAAUGCAGGGAAGUUGACGGUGAAAUAGUUCUUAAUGAAACAAAUCCAACCGUUCAUCCAAUGACUUACGCCUAUUGUCAGAAAGAUGGAUUAGCAUUCAGUUACAGUGAUCAUGACUACGAAGUUCGCUUUCUCUGUCCUUGCCAAAAGUGUGAGGGGAAAGUGGUCAUCGAUCUUGAUCUGGGAUAUCGACAACUGAUUUCAUUGACUAUGAAGGAAUUUGAUAAAUGUUUUUGGGAGAUUCAGACACCUCUUGGAAUGCUGAUGCAGUUAUCUUUUCUAUCAUCUGAUGACCAAAAACUCACUGGAAAUCUCAAACUGUGGUUUUUGCAAUAUAAUUCAGACGGUGCUAUUGUUUCUAGCUCAUUUCAAUGGUGGUCUCAAGGCGACCCAUACUUUCUGUAUGAAAAUACUAAUGCGACGUUAGUAAUACAAGUACCAGCUGCUAACUUGUCAAUCGUGACCCUCAAAUGUGAAUUCUUUUCGGCAAUUGUGCCAUUCUCACCAUGUGACUUUGACAAAGACGAGUGUGGCUGGGAUAUAUCUGACACAGUCUGGCAAAGAUUGGAAUGCUAUGAUUCUAAGUUAGGAUACAAAGGAACUUUGGACAGGACAGUCACUGGACAGCUAUGUCAGAACUGGAAAUCUCAAUACGCCCGCAAACACAGAAAGUUUAAUUUGGAUAAGUUUUUUGAGCUGGGGGACCAUAGGUUCUGUCGCAAUCCUGGCAACAUGAAGCCACAGCCAUGGUGUUACAUAGACUCUAAACAGAAGCGAGAGGAGUGUUCUGUCUUGCCAUGCAGUGACAACAAACCGUUACAAAAAAAUUGUUCGUCUGGAUCUCAAACUGAAACGAAUGGGUAUGUUCUAUCUCCAAGUGGACUUCCUAAUAAUUUUGCGGGCUAUAGCAUUACAAGCCCUGUUUAUCAGAAGAUGCAUUCCAAAUGUUUGGUGUUUCAGUACAGAACAAGUGUUCCAGGCCAAUUUGCUCAAGUAAUUUUAACUGCUCAAAUUGUGUCACUUGGUGGACAAGGCAACAUCAUUAAACGGAAUUUUUAUAAUGCAAGACGUUAUCAAUGGCAUAAGGCAAUCAUGAAAAUUGAUGACAAUGUACCGUUCUACAUUCAGCUGAUUGUUCAACCAAGACCAAAGAUGUUUUCUGGAGAAGUUGCCAUUGAUAACAUUGACACGGUUUCUUGUGUGCAAGACAUUUCUAAAGACAUUUGUUGGAACAAGAGAGGCUACAAGAUGUGUCCGACUACAUUUGGAGGCCCAGGACAAUGGAUAGACAAGCAGUUCACGAAGACUAUUACAACUCCACAGCCACUUCGACCAAUGAGGUUUGAUGUGAUUGGGUGCCGAAAACCCACUUCCAUGUUGAAUUUGCCUUUUGACCCACUCGACUACUAUGAUGGGCUUUUCUAUCGAUGGCCUCCAGAGCGAGGCAGUGCUUCGUAUUACUGUUCAGUUGCAGCUCGAACUCUUGGUUACCCAGUCUUUAUUGUUGGAUCUGACAAUCGCUGCUAUGCAGCAAAUAGUAUUGAGUCUGUGUUUGCUGCAACAACAGAUGUUCCUUGCCCAGAUAACAAGUACUUGUCAUUUUGGGUUUAUCGUCCUUACCAGUGGCCUGAAAGUUACAACAAUAGCUUCUUUAUGGUUUAUCAAUUUGUGCAUCAAUGGAAUGUCACUUACAAUACUAUUCGUUAUCAAACAGUUCACUACAAGUCUUUCUUGUGGAAUGACAAUCUCUGCAACACUGAUGGGAACCGUCCAUACAUUGCAUUCACACUCUGGCGUAAAGGCAUUCAAACACAACACUGUGUUUCAUUUGACUACGAGACAUCUUACUACCAACCAUAUGCUGAGAUAAUUAUUAUGUCUGAUAAUGAGAAGAAACGAGUCAAACGAUAUACGGCAUGGAAAGCACCUCCAAUGAGUAGAGGUUGGAGAUCUGCUGCCUUUGCUCUGCCUGUGGAGAGAAGAGAUAUUGUGGCUUUGGAAAUUCGAAUUGUGUUACGCUCUAAGCUCUCGCUUAGAGAAUACACCAAUAUUGCAAACCUUACUGUUAUUCCAUGUUCUAGAGGCCAGUACAUGUUUUGCUCUUUGUAA